UAGCUGAUGCAAGUACUCCGCGUGAGUUGCAUGUCGUUUUGUCAAUUUACCGUGCAAUUUUUACCCAUCUAGACAUAUUUAGAAUAACUUGGAAUUAUUGAACUAUUAGUUAAUCAACAAUUUAAUCAUGGCAGAUGUCGGUAAAAGUAUUGCAGACCAGAUAAAGGAGCAAGGAGAGGUCGUUCGAAAACUCAAGGCAGAAAAAGCCGGUAUUGACAAGAUCACAGAGGAAGUCUCAAAACUACUGGCUCUGAAAGCCCAACAAGGAAGUGACAAGGAUGAAAAAGCUGGUGGCAAGUUUGUCCUUAAAACAGCCAAAGGAACUCGUGACUUCAACCCAAGGCAGAUGGUGAUUCGGCAGCAAGCUUUUGACAAAAUUACAACAUGCUUCAAACGUCAUGGAGCUGAGACAAUAGAUACUCCAGUGUUUGAAUUGAAAGAAGUGCUGACUGGAAAAUAUGGUGAAGACUCCAAACUUAUCUAUGACCUUGCUGAUCAAGGAGGAGAACUUUUGUCUCUCCGCUACGACUUGACAGUCCCGUUUGCCCGUUUUCUGGCAAUGAACAAGGUCGCAUCCAUUAAACGGUACCAGCUUGGCAAGGUGUACAGGAGAGACAACCCAGCUAUGACCAAAGGCAGAUUUAGGGAAUUUUUUCAGUGUGAUUUCGAUAUCGCAGGUCUAACUGACCCUAUGAUUCCCGAUGUUGAAUGCGUGAGAGUAGUCACCGAAAUUCUUGAUUCGUUGGACCUUAGUGAACACGUCAUCAAAAUUAAUCAUCGGAAAAUCUUAGAUGGAUUAUUUGAGGCUUGUGGUGUUCCUGAUACUCAAUUUCGGACCAUCUGUUCAGCAGUCGAUAAACUUGAUAAGUCUCCUUGGGCAGACGUUCGUCGAGAGAUGACGGACGAAAAAGGCUUAGAUCCUGAAAAGGCUGAUCAAAUUGGCCAAUAUGUUCUUCGUGCUGGUCAAGAUGAUUUAGUAGAGCAACUUUUGGCCGACACGAAGUUAUGUGCUUCCAAAUCAGCGAUAGAGGGUCUUGAGGCACUGAAGUUGUUUUUCCGAUAUGCUGAGCUUUAUGGUGUUAAAAAGCGUGUCAAAUUUGAUAUGAGUUUGGCCCGGGGAUUGGACUACUACACUGGAAUUAUCUACGAGGCUGUCUUAACAAACCAAAAUCCCGAGGAAGGCGUCGGUUCUAUUGCGGGUGGCGGUCGUUACGACAAUUUAGUAGCAUUAUUUGAUCCUAAAGCAAAAGCUGUUCCUUGUGUCGGAGUUUCCAUAGGCAUAGAGAGAAUUCUUGCUAUUCUGGAAAAUCGCGAGGCUAAUUUGAAAAUGCGAACUGUUGAGACUCAAGUUUACGUUGCAGCCGCGCAAAAGAAUCUCUUAGAGGAUAGGAUGAAAAUUUGCGCUGAACUUUGGGACAUUGGAAUAAAGACGGAAAUGUCCUAUAAGGCCAAUCCGAAAUUGCUCGGGCAGUUGCAGACUUGUGAGGAGCAGGGUAUUCCCUGGGCAAUCAUUAUUGGUCAGUCAGAAUUGGAAAAAGGAGUGGUCAAACUGCGUAACGUCGUGUCUCGACACGAAGAGGAAAUUGAACGUACGAAAUUGACGGAUGUAUUGAAAGAAAAAUUAAGUGCGCAAGUGGUUUGAGGGCGAUUUGCAGUGCAAAGAUAUUGCAUCUGAAUAAAGAUGUUUAAAUCU
This is a messenger RNA of Daphnia carinata, 1693 nucleotides long. It is a transcript of the gene HisRS, whose product is annotated as histidine--tRNA ligase-like. Gene Ontology annotation, biological process: mitochondrial translation; histidyl-tRNA aminoacylation. The coding region runs from base 128 to 1642 and encodes 504 amino acids. NCBI's taxonomy places the organism in Eukaryota, Metazoa, Arthropoda, Branchiopoda, Diplostraca, Daphniidae. The transcript is spliced from 6 exons. Gene Ontology annotation, cellular component: mitochondrion; cytoplasm. Gene Ontology annotation, molecular function: histidine-tRNA ligase activity; ATP binding. The record is from RefSeq and is a predicted model, not a curated record.